GGCCAGAACGCAGUUAGACGUUGUAGCGCGUGGUUGUGCCAAACGGAAGACAACGCCAGUCAACAGCAAAAUCAAAUAAAAGACAACAACCAAUAAUAACAGCAACAACAACAAGAACGACUAGAACUAGAACAGCAGCCAGGCGAACGAGAAAAUUCUGGGCCAUUCCAUGUGAAGCAGCGCACGGAGCAGCAAGGAGCGCUCAAAUUCAAUCACUUGGGGGCAGCAUGGAUGAGGAGCACGACGACGAUCGAAUAAUAUGAGAUUAGAUGGGGCUUUAGAGCCCCGUCACGGUGCUGCCACGUUGCAGAGCCGCUUUAUUGGUGUUGCCAAGUAUCGGCGCGAGACGCGCGUAAAAUGUGAGCUACAGCAACAGCAAUGCGCUGACGAAGACGACGAAGCAGCAGCAGCAGAUAGCAGCAACAGCAGCAACAGCGCAACAGCUAAGCACGUUAACAACAACUACAGCAGUAACAACAAUCAGAGCAACAACAACAACAACAACAGCAACAGUUGUCGCUGGGAGCAACAAGCUCAACACUUGUCGCCCACCCAGGCGCCAAGCACAACAACAACAGCAACAACAACAAAGCAAGUCAACUUGCACUUAAGCAACUUGGGCGCGACAGCAGCAACGGCAGGAGUAGCAGGAGCAGCAGGAGCAGCAUUACUAACCACUGCCGCCACCCUAAAAAUGCGUGUGGAGCACUCGUUAAUGCUAAUGGCGCCUUGGAUCGGUGGCGGCCAGCGCAUGGUUAGGAUGGGGUGCCACAGCGCAAACAACGUCCUGCGCCUGAUUUCCGUUUUGGCGCUGCUGUUGCUGCCGCCAUUGCCGCUGGCGCUGGCCGAUGACGGUGACAAUUUCUUUGCCGUUAAUAGCUUCAGCGUGGGACCCGAGACGACAACGCCCGAGUUUGAUUAUGCCAGCCGUGGCCAGAAAAAGUUUGGUGACAAGUGCGAGAAUACAUUGGAAUGCGGUUUUCCCGGCUCCAUAUGCGAUCCCAAGAAGAAGUCCUGCCAGUGCACCGAGGAUCUGCAGGUCACCAAUCACAUUGACAAAUGUGGCAAGGCGGCUGCCAUCAACGAGUCCUGUUUCUUCAACGAGCAAUGCGAGGCGAUUUACUUUCAGACGGAGUGCCGUGAUGGACGCUGCAUAUGCCGCUUCGAGAUGUUGCCCAUCUGGGGCAAGGAUGGCUCCGUUGAGUGCAAAGGACGGCAGGACAAGCGAGGACCCGAGACAUACAUUGAUCCGGCCAUGAUUGGCGUGCUGGUAGGAAUGGCAUUGAUGUUUAUUAUUAUUUGUGUCGUCCUGCGAUUAUUUAGCCAGGCGCGCUGGCAUGAGAACCGGACCAUAUUCAAUACGCCGAAUCCGCGCCUGAUGAACGUCUCCCUGCUGCGGGACAACAAGCUGCUCCAUGGCCAGGACAGGCGGGGCUCUCGCAUGUCGGUGCGCGCUCCAUCCCGGCAGCCGAGCAUGGCCUCGUUGCGCCCGCACUCGCCCAACCCGUCGCUAGGCUCCCAUUCGGAAUCUCAUGGCAGCGCCAGCAAUGCGUCAGCCGUUUCGGUACGUUCGAACCGCAGCAAUUCGGUGGCGCCCGGCAAAGUGUCCGGCGGCGGACAUCAUGAGCGGCACGGCUCCUCGCAUCGCCAGCAUCACUCGCAGCUGCAGUCACCUCAGGAGGAGUCGCUGAUAACGAACAUAACCACAAAUCCAGUGGCCGAGAGCGUGACCGUUGAAAUUAUUGAGCCCGGACAUAAGUAAUGCAGUAAAUGCUAGAUAUAUAUAUAUAUUAUGACAAAAGCAUAUAUAUAUGUAUUUAUAAAAUUAU
Messenger RNA from Drosophila navojoa, 1829 nucleotides. RefSeq names its product EB domain-containing julius seizure protein (gene jus). The record is from RefSeq and is a predicted model, not a curated record. NCBI's taxonomy places the organism in Eukaryota, Metazoa, Arthropoda, Insecta, Diptera, Drosophilidae.